Messenger RNA from Rotaria sp. Silwood2, 3106 nucleotides. The record is from the annotation of a GenBank genome assembly. NCBI's taxonomy places the organism in Eukaryota, Metazoa, Rotifera, Eurotatoria, Philodinida, Philodinidae.
UUUAUAUAAUUUUGUAGAGAAUUGAAUGGCGCGUCUUUUAGAUAAAGGUUGAAGCCUGGGCAAUGAAAAUUGAGGGAGAUAUUCACGAAAUACUGACACCGCCAUUCUUUAUGGACCACCCGUUACUAAUAUACUUGCUUUCGACAGAAAUUAUUUCUUGAAGAAAACUACAAAUGUAUUUUGUUUAAUUUUGUAUGAUUGUAACAAAAUUUUGUUGUCAUACUUAUUCACUAAACUUUCUAGUGAAUAGCUGUUAGAAAACUAUGAGGUCAUUUCCAACAAAACUUCCUCUCGAUAUUAAAGCAGAACAUGACGCUAGCACGUUUUUAUGCGAUAUCUUGUCUCGCCCAUGUAAACAUGAAACGCAAAAUCGAUGCGUUGCAACGCGAUUUGACAAUAAAACGCGUUGAGACGGAGCUAAAAAUGUUUUCACGAUGCAUGUAAACAUGGGUUGAUAUCAAACGCAUUGACACGCAGUAAACAAUAUUUUGAAACGCGUUUGGAGGCAGUUUUUCUGUAUAACACGUUUAAACACAAUUAGAAAAAAAAUGAAACGCGUCUCAACGCGUGUCCAAAUAACAUUUAAUGUGUUUGAAUGCAUUUUAUCUAAUAACUGCAUUCAAACGCGUUUCAGAUAUUCUUCCAGUCGCGUUGCGAUGCUAUUAUAAUUCUGAACGCGUGCAAACGCAUUCAUUUCUCGCAUUUCCGACGCGACUUUACUCCAAAAACUUUUUUUUCUAGAAGGGUGAGCCCCGUGAUGGAAAUCAUCGUCUUACAUCUGUUUUAUUUAUCUAAACUUCAUUGGAAUUUUUAAUAAAGAAUGUUCAGAUGACAUUAAAAUAGACAAAAAUUUAAUUAAACAUAAGGCAUAUAAUCCACAUUUCUCUAAAGUUUGUAUGAAUAAUAGUGAGACAAUAUCGCAAUAGUUUUCAGCUAUCCCAUGACCUUUUAGCAAACUGAUAAAUACUACUGUUUAAAUUAUAUGAUUAACAACUUCCUACCAUACUUCUAAAUAAACUUUAUGAAUAAAUAUUUAUUUAUUAAAUCCUUCGAUAAAAUUAUAGAUCGUCUUAGUACUGUAAUUAAAAAGCUUUCAUAACAUUAAUCACAUUUAGUACGAUAAAAGUAGAUAUCAUUUCAAUUAAAAAAAAAUUAUUUAAAAAAAGAAGUGAAAAAUCACGUUAUAUGUUAAAUAUAUUACUUCGAAAAAAGUACAUGCUAUUGAAAUAAAGUAUUUAAGCGAUGAAAUUUUCAUUCAAAUGUAUCUUAUUUUGAACGAGAAAUGCUUUGGAGCCAAUACAACACAAUGGUGUAUGUGAACGGCUUCUGAUCACUGGUUCAUCUGUUCAAAUCUAAUCGUCACCGCUUAAUGUAAAAUUCAAUCCGUAUGUUAGGUUAGGCUAAGAUCAUCGAUAAAUGUUGACGAUGUGGACUCAGCUCGAAUCUGAGAUGAAUGCCGAUAUCUUUUUCAAAUUUUUAUUUUUUAUAUGAAACGCGUUCCGACGCUUCGAAUGUUUCACAGGAGACGCGUUUUCGUUAAAAACUCGUUUAAACGCAAGCCAAACUACGAACGCAUUCAGACGCAUUUCUAAAAUAAAUCGCGUCUAAACGCUUCGUUUGUUUCACUGAGGACGCCUUCAAACGCGUUCGCUCUUAGCGUUCCGCUCGCAAAUGAAACGCGUUUCAGACUCGUUUCGAGGCAAAAAAUAUUUUCAUGGGUGUUCUCUGCAAAUACAGAAUAUCUGAACAGCUCACAAUUAGAAAGUUUAGUGAAUGAUCAUGACAACGAAAGUUUGCUACAAUCGUACAAAAGUAAACAAAAUACAAUUAUAUUUUUCUUGAAGAAGUUAUUGCUGUCGAAAGCAAUUGUAUUACUAGUUAUAUUUAUUACUCCUGAGUACGAGUUUAUAUAUGAAUAAGAUUUAGGUUCCGUAUAUGGAAGAUCUAUGUUAGAUACGAUACGAAGUAUAAAUUCACUUUUGGGACACCCUGCUAUACAUAAAAACGGUUUAACUUCUAUACAUUAUUUUUUGUCAACGCUGAAUCAUUUUAUCUUAAUUAGAUUAACCAUUUUAAUGCCUAACCAAAAAGCAUUACACAGGAUUAUUUUUGACUGUUUUUUACCAUUUUAAUGAUGUAAAUUUUCGCUCAUUUUAAUGCCAUUUUUUCGUUACAAAUUUUCGCUGAGAACUGACAAACGAAAACAAAGUGAGACUAAUAGGAUGAAAUACACAAACUAUUUGUAAGAAAUCUAUAACACAAUCGUAAGUUCUUUCAAAGCAACCAAUGGCUAUUCAACCUUCUCAGAUACAAGAAAUCCAUUAAAACCAAAACCUUACAAAGCGGAAAUGUCAUGUCUGAGUAUUUCUAUUGACUUUCUAUCCCUCAAUUCUGCAAACUUCUUCCAUUUUCGACACCCUUCGAAAACCAACGUCCUCAUCCAAUACAUAUAUAUUCACUCUAUAAUUAUAUAAACCAACUUCUCACCCAAGCCAACUUAAACAAGACACUCACAAACACUUUCUUAAUAACAUCACUUCCAUCCCGUAAAAAAACAGGAACACUCAAAAACUUCAAUCAUUCCAACAAAAACCAUAUAAUUGCAUCUCAUUCCGUUGACAUCUCACUUUUCUUUCCACGAAAAGACUCUCAAAACCAAAAACCUAAUCAACGAAAAAACCACACAAUUUCUUACAUUAUACAUUUUAAAAGCUCACCAUACACAGUGCCUUUCAUUCACCACUCAAAACACCAAUUCUACCGCAACUUUCGCAAACAGAAUUCUUAUAGACCAAAUCUCGCCCUGUUCAACCCACCCCAUCAUAUGAUUCGAGAGAUUAAUUUCUAACAUUUCAAAUUACAAAAUCCCAACCAAUCCCCCACAUCAAUCAUUCAGAAAACAUUGCACGUCUUUCAUAUUCUAGCGAAAAAUAAAAAUGAAAUAAAAAAUCCAAACAAUACAAAACAAACCGAAGACAAAUAUGAUCGUGGUCUUAUUGAUGAUGAUGAUGAUUUUGAUGAUGAUCGUCUUCUUGAUGAUCUUAUUGAUGGUAUUGAUGAUGGUAUUCUUGGUUAUGAUCGUGAUGGGAACUAUAUGAAAAAUUGA